AUCACGGAAGCACAUGGUCACCAAAACCAGAUUGGAGACGUAAAAAUCCAACUCAACUGGAUAUUGCACUUUUCAUUUGCCAUUAUCUUCAGAUAUCAACAUUGACGUUUUGUCAUCAUUGUUCGUAAACGUGAAGCGAACGCGUUUGAUUAAUUUCCAUCAUGGGUCGAACAAAAAAGAUUAUAAAGAUACCAAGGCUGAAAAAGAUCGAGCGAUUUGAUGAAGAUGACCCCGAAGCCUUCAAGAACAUGCCUGUCCCUGAUAAGAAAUCGUCCCAGUACACAAAGGACAAAAUUGAUGCGUUUCACGAUGAGAAGAUUGCGAAACUUUUCGCCAGUGGUGUUCAACAGGAGAGCGACCCGGAGGAAUUGGAUGAUGAGGAGGAAGUGAUGGCCCUGGACGAUUCAGAGGAUGACGACGACGACGACGAGGAGGGGACAGACAUGGAGAGUGAUCUAGAGGGCAAAAAAGAAGACGAGCUUCCUAAUGAAAUGGCAUGGGGUACCAAGAAGAAGAUGUUCUACGACUCUGACUACGUCGCCACUAAGGGGAGAUCUCAAGACGAGUUGGAAGCUGAGGAACAAGAGGAAGAAGAAGAGGCUAAAAAUGUCCAAAAACGUUUAGCUGCAAAUCUGAGCGAGGAGGAUUAUGAUUUAAACUUUUUUCAGGAAUUUGCUGUGGAGGAGAACGAUGAAAACAAGACUGUAGAAAAAGAAGAGCGGAUUGUGAAAGACCUGAAGCAGAUGUCUCAGAAGGAAAAAAUGAAACUUUUAAAAAAGGAGUCACCAGAGCUGCUUGAACUUAUUCAGGACUUCAAAGCAAAGCUCAAUGAACUAAAGGAUGAGCUGCAGCCUCUCAUGCAGAUGGUCAAGGAAGGAAAGAUCCCACCAGGAAAGGGUGCUGACUACAUCAAGACAAAGCAGCAACUGUAUCUGAAUUACUGCACAAACAUCAGUUUUUACUUGGUGCUGAAGGCGAAACGAAUCCCUGCUCAUCACCAUCCAGUGAUUGAAAGACUGCUUACAUACAGAAAUCUCAUCAAUGAGCUUGGUUCAGUGGAUGCUCGGCUUGCGCCUCAGUUUCGCAAGCUGCUAUCUGGUGUGGAGAAAGAAAAGACCACUAGCCGACCAGCGGGGGGCAAGAAGACCAGAGUCGCCAGCAAAAUGGAAAAGGAUUCUGGAGAAGCUACGCCUGAGGUUGAGGACUCAGACCUGGACGAGGAAGCGGCUCUGCGGUUCUACAGAGAAGUGGAGGAGCGGUCAAAAUUGAAGAGAAAGCGCAAUGAUGUCCCAGAAGCUGAAGAAAUGGAAGUGAAAGAUGCAGAGGAGGAGGAGGAUCCAGAUGCUAAGAGAGGAAUCACUUACCAGAUGGCCAAGAACAAGGGGCUGACACCCAAGAGGAAGAAAAUUGAUCGUAAUCCCAGAGUCAAGCACAGAGAGAAGUUCAGACGAGCCAACAUCCGCAGAAAGGGCCAGGUUUGUAUUCCGCACAUUGAUGAGACCAUUUUUAUUACACUGUUUAAGUGCAUCAUAAAGCUCAUCAGUUUGAAUCAAGAGUAUAUGUGUCCGUGUCAAACACGUUCUGUUCCUAUUCACCAGGUGCGAGAUGUUCGUCGGGAGGUGACGAGAUACAGCGGGGAGCUGUCUGGUAUUCGUGCUGGUGUCAAGAAGAGUGUCAAACUUAAGUAACCAUGCAAGAAUGCUGCAAAGUAGAAUCGCAGGAUUUAAAAAUUACCAAAAGUCUAAAUGUAAUGUUUCUUAUAGGUAAAAGCAUGUCACUGAAUUAUUCAGCUGUCAAUAACUGUUGUUGUAAAGUCAUCAAAAUUAGUUUUUUGUUCUAGAUCAUUGCGCAAUGUGAAUAAACUUUUAUAUUGUAUCUGUUCAGAGACAA
Messenger RNA from Cyclopterus lumpus (lumpfish), 1890 nucleotides. RefSeq names its product UTP3 small subunit processome component (gene utp3). Bases 162 to 1688 code for a protein of 508 amino acids. Gene Ontology annotation, cellular component: nucleolus; small-subunit processome. The record is from RefSeq and is a predicted model, not a curated record. The transcript has 15 exons. Gene Ontology annotation, biological process: maturation of SSU-rRNA from tricistronic rRNA transcript (SSU-rRNA, 5.8S rRNA, LSU-rRNA). NCBI's taxonomy places the organism in Eukaryota, Metazoa, Chordata, Actinopteri, Perciformes, Cyclopteridae.